CUUUCCCUCUCUUGAAAUCCUUCAGCUUCAGCUUUAGCUAGUGGUAAAGAAGGCUGAUCAUGAGGCCUCUUGGCAUGGUCCUGCUGCUCUCCCUGGCUCUGUGCUGCUUUCUGGAUGCUGCACGAGCUGAAGACAAAGCCCAAGAUGCUAACUGUGAAAAGUAUACAGCUAAUUGCACAAAAGAGUAUCACCCUGUCUGUGGCACUGAUGGAAAGACUUAUGGCAAUGAAUGUGUGCUAUGUCAUGAAAAUAAGAAAAGAGGAACUCAUGUCCGGAUCAAAAAAUCUGGGCAAUGUUGAGGAAGCAAAAUAUCCUUGGGUCCCCUAUGUGAUAGCACCAUGGCUGGCCACCCUGGCUCUUUAAUAAACUUAUGAUUUUGAUUGCUGA
This is a messenger RNA of Dromiciops gliroides (monito del monte), 387 nucleotides long. Its product is annotated as serine protease inhibitor Kazal-type 1-like. The record is from RefSeq and is a predicted model, not a curated record. NCBI's taxonomy places the organism in Eukaryota, Metazoa, Chordata, Mammalia, Microbiotheria, Microbiotheriidae. The transcript is spliced from 4 exons. Gene Ontology annotation, molecular function: protein binding; serine-type endopeptidase inhibitor activity. Bases 60 to 299 code for a protein of 79 amino acids.